CACAACACACACGGCAACCAUUCGCAUCCAACUUGGAACCUUUCUCCAUCACCUCUCUCCCCACCCUUCCCCCAAUCUAUCCCCAAUACCAACUCUAAGAAGAAAAAGAGAAGAAAUGCCCCAACCCAACCGCAUAAUCCCCCCGGUCCACGUCCGCCGCCAUCCAGGCACAGCCGGAGCGGGAGUCGGAGCCCCAGGCUCAGGCUCAGGCGUAUCUCCAAACCCGCGCAAACCGCUCUCCGUGCAUGAUAUCCGUCAGACAAAGGAGUAUAAAACCGCUGCGAGGAAAUGGCUAUCCACGAUCGUCGCGUUGCCUGUUUUGUUGUAUACUUCUUAUAUUCUUUAUGAGCGGGUGGUUGGGAAUCAGAGGCCGAAGAGGUUGGUUGGGGAGCAGGGGCAGCAGCAGAAGGGGGAGCAGCAGGGGGAGCGAGGGGAGCAGUAGUGGGGAUGUUCUGGGUUUGAGUCUGGGUUGGGUUUGAGUCUAUCUCUAGGGAUUGUGAGGGGAUAGUCUGUUCUGUUUAUUGUGUUUGUUACUUCGGUUGUUGGGGUUAUGGUGUCUUGUCUGUGUCUGUGUCUGUUUCUGUAUGAGUAUGGUUGAGUAUGUGUAUGAGUGUGUAUGAGUAUG
Molecule: messenger RNA, 625 nt
Organism: Aspergillus homomorphus CBS 101889
Lineage: Eukaryota; Fungi; Ascomycota; Eurotiomycetes; Eurotiales; Aspergillaceae
Exons: 3
Coding region: 116-442 (108 amino acids)
Source: RefSeq, a predicted model, not a curated record